This is a messenger RNA of Monoraphidium neglectum, 1188 nucleotides long. RefSeq lists its product as hypothetical. Bases 1 to 1188 code for a protein of 395 amino acids. NCBI's taxonomy places the organism in Eukaryota, Viridiplantae, Chlorophyta, Chlorophyceae, Sphaeropleales, Selenastraceae. Gene Ontology annotation, molecular function: ATP binding; protein kinase activity. Gene Ontology annotation, biological process: protein phosphorylation. The transcript has 3 exons. The record is from RefSeq and is a predicted model, not a curated record.
AUGCUGCUACUCGACAACGGCACGCCGCGCAUUUCUUGGGAGCUGUCGCCGUCCGGCGCUGCUAACCCUUCGGGAUCCCUUGGCGUGACCCUCCUCGACAUAUUUUCAGACGUCCGCGCCUCGCGCGGCCACGACGCGGACGCCGGCCCCUCGAGCGGCGGGCGCGUGGCCGCGGCCCCAGUGCCGGCCCCGACAGGCCGCGCCGGCGGCGCGCAGCAGCACGCGGCGGAGGGCUCCGCUGAUGCCGGCCCCGCAGCCUCGCCUUUCAGCGCGCCGGCGGCGCAGGCGGGCUCGGACGCCGCGCCGGCGCCGGCACACGUGCCGCCGCCCGCGUCGCCGGCGGCCCCGCAGCCCGUCAUAGAGCUUUCCGAGGCAAAGACCCGCGGCGGCAGCACCGCGUUCGCCGCGUUGACCGCCAUUGACUGCAUCGCGGAGGAGACUGAAGAGGGCUCCUCCCAUGGCGGCGGCCGCAGCGGCAGCAGCCGCUACGGGCGCGGCCCCGGCCCCGCAACCGGGGCCGCGGCGCCGCUCCCGCGACAUGACGCCCGCGGCGCGGCUGGGUCGCCGCUGGAGACGGUUGCGUCCGAGGAUGUGAAGGGUGACGCGUCGCUGAGUCAGCGCCGCGUGCGGUAUCCCCAGUCGGACCGGCGGGAGGGGCCGAUCGCGAGCCGGGACAGGGGGCUGCUGUACGCAGCGCCCGAGGUACUACGGGGCGACAGGAUCACCGAGAAGGCCGACGUCUUCUCAUUCGGCGUGGUGCUAUAUGAGCUGCUUUCCCGCUCCCUCCUCCUCGCUUGGCGCCUGACCCCGCCCCCCCCGCCGGCCGCCAAUGGCGGCGGCUCCUCCCACGCCGCCGACCGCUCCGCCAGCCGCAGCGGCCGCUGGGCCGCCGCGGCCGCCGCGCAGCUGCAGCACCGCGGCGGCGGCGCGGAGGCGGCGGCGAUGCUGGCGUACGCGCGGCGCGUGUCGGACGGGUACCGCGCGCCGCGGCCGCCCUUCUGGCCGCCGCAGAUCCGGGGCCUCGUCGACGCCUGCUGCGCGCAGGAGCCGCAUGAGCGGCCGCGGAUGGAGGAAGUCCUGGAGGCGCUGCGGGAGAUCUGCGGCGACGAGCGGGUGAUCUCGGAUCUCAACUCGUACAUCCACAAAGACGUGGGAUUCGUGCCGCUGUCACUGCACCACCCCUACUGA